AUGCCAGGCGUGAAACCCGUGAAAGAACGCGAAAUGCUUACAUGGAGUGGGAUCAGCUUGAGUCCCGAAGAGCGUAACAGGGCACAGGUAGCUACAUUGAGAAGCGGAGUGAAGGAUCGCGCGGCCGAAUUUGUGGCCGAGCUCACAAGUAAUCAAUUCGAGACGCUGGCCAAGGAUCUGAUUCUUCAGUUUCCAUUGACGAUGUGGUUUAAGAAAGGUGGAGCUGGGACGGUAGCCUCGCUUCAACGACUAUCUCAGGGAAACAAGUCGUUCUAUGAGUAUAUGGGGGAGGCCUACACAUUGCGAUCCGAAAUCCAGCCACAUAUUGAGGCCACGUUAGUAAAGGCAUGGUGCGGUGGCAUUGCUGAUCAGACGAUGCGAGAAUACCUACUCAUGGAACUAAAGUAUUUGCAGGAAAGGCACUUUGAGUUCAGUCGUACUUUAGACAAAGUGAUGGACUAUGUCCAUCUUUAUUUGGAUAAAUGA
Molecule: messenger RNA, 486 nt
Organism: Penicillium angulare
Lineage: Eukaryota; Fungi; Ascomycota; Eurotiomycetes; Eurotiales; Aspergillaceae
Exons: 2
Coding region: 1-486 (161 amino acids)
Source: RefSeq, a predicted model, not a curated record